Messenger RNA from Triplophysa rosa, 5247 nucleotides. RefSeq names its product complement C3-like. Lineage: Eukaryota; Metazoa; Chordata; Actinopteri; Cypriniformes; Nemacheilidae. The transcript has 40 exons. Gene Ontology annotation, cellular component: extracellular region. The record is from RefSeq and is a predicted model, not a curated record. Gene Ontology annotation, molecular function: protein binding; endopeptidase inhibitor activity. The coding region runs from base 172 to 5019 and encodes 1615 amino acids.
AUGAAUGUGCACCUGCUGUGGUCGACGGUUGUUCUUCUCUCUUCACCUCUCCUCACAUCAUGUGACCCGCUAUUCGUUCUGACGGCUCCUAACUAGCUGAGGGUGGGUUCCUCAGAGAACGUGUUCGUGGAGGCUCAGGAUUAUGAUGGAGGAGAUUUGAGUGUGAACAUCAUGGUGAAAAACUUCCCAACCAAAAGCAAUGAUCUGCUGCGUAAAACUGUGUUCCUGACCAGGGAAAAUAACUUCCAGGUCCUUACAGACAUAAAGAUUCCUGCCGACGAAAAGAAUUUCCAGAGAGAUGUGGAGAAGCAGUUUGUGUAUUUACAGGCUCAAUUUCCUACUAAAACCCUGGAGAAAGUGGUCAUGGUGUCAUUCCAGUCUGGAUAUAUAUUUGUACAGACAGACAAACCCAUCUACACACCCGACAGCACAGUUAAAUACAGGAUUUUCUCUCUGACUCCAAACCUGCGUAUCAGCACGUCUGACAUCUCAGUGGAAAUCACGAAUCCACAAGGUAUCACCAUUCAUUCAGAGACGGUUUAUCCAGAGCGAGGAAUGAAGCCUAAAAUAUACCCAAUCCCCGAGAUUGCCAGUCCUGGAAUCUGGAAGGUGGUCACACGGUACUCAAACACCCCACAGAAGACCUUCACUGCAGACUUUGAGGUCAAAGAAUACGUGCUUCCAACUAUCGAAGCCACAUUAUCACUCAGCAAAUCGUACUUCUAUGUGGGCGAAGACCGUCUAACAGUCGACAUUACUGCCAAGUACCUGUUUGGGCAGAAGGUAGAGGGACAAGCGUAUGUGAUAUUUGGCAUCAUGGACGAAGAGAGAAAGUUGAGCAUCCCUGACUCACUGCAGAGGGUUCCGAUAGUUAAAGGUAAAGGAAGCGCUACUCUGACCAGGAAAAUGAUUCUUGAAACCUUUCCAAACAUCGACGAGCUGGUUGGGAAAUCAAUCUUUGUUUCGGUCAGCGUUUUAACAGAGACCGGCAGUGAAAUGGUGGAAGCACAAAAGAGAGGCAUUCAGAUUGUGACGUCACCGUACACCAUCCACUUCAAGAGAACACCUCAAUUCUUCAAACCUGGAAUGCCCUUUGACGUCUCGGUUUACGUGACAAAUCCUGACCAGACGCCUUCUGAAAAUGUGCUAUUGGAGGUCAACCCUGGAGGAUUCAGACGUCAAACAAAAGCCAAUGGCAUUGCGAAGAUCCCCGUAGAGGUUAAGGGAGAUGCUUCGACACUGGACAUCACAGUGGAGACCAAAGAUCCACAAUUAGAAGAUAAACAGCAGGCGGUGAAAAAGAUGACGGCUCACGCCUACAAACCCCAAGGCAACUCUAAAAACUACCUGCACAUCGGCAUUGAUGCUGCCGAGUUGGAGAUCGGUGAUGAAAGGAAAGUCAGUCUGAACAUACCAACAGGUUCAAUGGUCACAAAUCACGAUUACACGUACAUGAUCAUCAGUAAGGGGCAGAUUGUGAGCGUAGGAAGAGAGAAGAGACUAGGACGGUCUCUAAUCAUUGUGCCUCUAACUGUGACCAAAGACAUGGUUCCGUCUUUUCGCAUAGUGGCUUAUUAUCACGUGGGAUCGGAUGAGGUGGUGUCCGACUCCGUCUGGGUUGAUGUGAAGGACACGUGCAUGGGAACACUUAAAAUUCAGCUGAAAGACGACAAUUACGAACAGAAUUAUAGAAGUCCACAUGACGCGGUCAACAUGCAAAUAACUGGAGAUCCCAGAGCUAAAGUUGGGCUGGUGGUGGUUGACAAGGCUGUGCAUGUCCUCAACAAGAACAGACUCACACAGUCGAAGAUCUGGGACGUGAUCGAGAAACAUGACACAGGUUGUACAGCGGGCAGUGGAAGAGACAGAAUGGGGGUUUUCUAUGACGCUGGUCUGAUGUUUGAGUCCAGCACCGCUGGAGGAACCAACACCAGAACAAUGCUUGAUUGUCCCGCUGCUCCACAGAGAAGACGGAGAGCUGGGGAUCUUUUGCAGGUCACCACUACACUGUCUGGUAAAUACUCUGGCGAUGUGAAGAAGUGCUGUGUCGAUGGAAUGAGAGACAAUAAACUCGGCUACACCUGUGAACGAAGAGCCACGUACAUUGAUGACGGACAGGAGUGUGUCCAGGCCUUCUUACACUGCUGCAAUGAGAUGAAAAAUAGCAGACAGAAGUUUGGAGAGGCAGAGAUGGUUCUGGCUCGCAGUGAUGAAGAUGAUGAUUAUUUGACCGAUUCUGAUGACAUUGUUUCACGGUCAGUCUUUCCUGAGAGCUGGUUUUGGGAUGAGGUGGAUGUGCCACAAUGUGGAAGUAAAACCUGCGUAACACCAGAAAAGACCAUGUAUCUGAAAGACUCCAUCACUACCUGGCAAAUCUUAGCCAUCAGCGUGUCAGACACGCACGGUAUCUGUGUGGCAGAUCCUCUGGAGAUGGUGGUUUUUAAGAAGUUUUUCAUCGACCUCAAGGUGCCCUACUCAGCCGUUCGCAACGAGCAGCUGGAAGUCAAAGCCAUCAUUCACAAUUACACCCCUCAGCACAUGAAGAAAGUGCGUGUGGAGUUUGUGGAGACAGUAGGCGUUUGCAGUGCUGCCAGUAAGAAGGGUAAAUACAAAACCACGGUCGAAGUCCAACCCUUUUCUAGCAGAUCGGUUUCAUAUGUGAUCAUUCCCAUGAUGUUGAGUGGCGAGAACAACAUUUACAUGAUCGAGGUGAAGGCUGCCGCAUUCGACUUUACAGAUGGAGUGAAAAAAGAACUGAAGGUGGUGUCUGAAGGUGUGCUACGCAAUGAAACAGUGAAAAAUAUUGAGCUCAAUCCCGCCGAGACGGGUGGAGAACAGCGCGUACAAAUUAGAGCUGACAAGCCGUCCGAUUGGAUUCCAGACACACCUGCUAAAGUGUUCGUCUCAGUAUCUGGGGAUGACAUCACUCAGACGGUUGACCAGGCCAUCAGUGGAGAUUUCAUGGGUCGACUCAUUUACCAGCCCGGCGGGUGCGGAGAGCAAAACGUCAUGCACAUGACUCUACCUCUCAUUGCCACUCAUUAUCUGGACAGCACCAAUCAGUGGGACAAGGUCGGCCCGGAGCGCCGCACAGAAGCCAUUCAACACAUCAACACAGGUUAUCAGAAGCAGUUAAGUUACCGUAAACCUGAUGAUGGGUCAUUUGGUGCCUGGUCACAUUCAAAGAGCGGCACAUGGUUGACGGCAUAUGUGGCUAAGGUUUUUGCUAUGGCCACAGACUAUAUUGCUGUAAAUGAAGAUGUGCUCUGCAGCGCCCUCAAGUGGCUGGUGCUCAACAAACAACUGCCAGACGGAUCUUUCAAAGACGAUCAGCCUAUAUUCACAAUAAACAUGGGCGGUGAUGUACGUGGGAAAGAUGGAGAAGCUUCUCUGACUGCGUUUGUUCUGAUCGCCAUGCAGGAGGGCAGCGAGAUUUGUGCCAGAUCAGUUGGUAGUAUGCUUAACAGUAUGAGAAAGGCUGAAGGCUAUCUGGAAGGUAAACUUCAGAAACUGACCAAUCCUUACGCUGUUGCUAUGACGUCCUACGCUAUGGCCAACGCCAACAAACUCAAUAAAGAUGUGUUGAUGAAGCACUCCACUAAACAGGAAGCCGGCACUGCUUGGAUUGUCCUGGGACAACAUUAUCACUCUCUGGAGGCCACAGCCUAUGCCGUGCUGGCCCUCGUGAAAGCAAAAGAAUACGUCAAAGCAGGAGAAGCCGUGCACUGGCUGGCCAGACAACAAUCUAACUAUGGCGGUUAUGCAACCACACAGGCGACCAUCAUGGUGUUCCAGGCGAUAGCCGAAUACCGUACACAAGCGAGGAAAACCCAAGAUUUCAGACUGGACGUGGAGCUGUCUUUGGCUGAAAGAAGCAACUCGAUCAAAUGGAGUUUCAAUCAACACAAUGUGCAUGUGACGCGGUCGGACAAGACUGAUCUCAACAAGGACUUCAACAUAACGGCUAAAGGAACUGGAACAGCCACUCUCUCAGUGCUCAGGCUGUACUACGCCAAACCCGCUGACAAUGUUAACAACUGUAACCAGUUUGAUCUAACUGUUAAAAUCGCACAAGAUCAUGAAGUAAGUUACGUUGGAGCCCUUGAAAGUUACACACUUACUUUGGAAUUCUUCUACCAAAGGGAUACAGAUGCCACCAUGAGUAUUCUGGAUGUGGGUUUACUGACAGGGUUCAUAGCGGAUGAAAGAGAUCUCACAGAGUUAGUCUUAAGUAAGGACAGAGUCAUUCAAAAAUUUGAGCUGGACAAGAAGCUCUCAGAACGAGGAUCUCUCAUCAUCUACUUGAAUAAGGUUUCUCAUAAAGAAAUCGAAAGAAUUGUCUUCAGAAUGCACAAGAUUAAUCAAGUAGGUUUGCUGCAGCCUGCUGGAGUCACCGUCUAUCAAUAUUACGAACCAGGUGAGAGAUUGACCCACACAGAGAGAGACAGAGAGUGUUCUCUUUUAUUGAACUCUUGUGUUUUCUCAGACAAACGCUGUACAAAGUACUACCACCCUGGAAGACAAGAUGGCACUCUACUCAGACUGUGUCAGGGAGAUGUAUGCCAGUGUGCUGAAGAAAACUGCAGUUACCAGAAAAAACAUAAUGUUGACGAAGAGACUCGAUGGGAAAAAGCUUGUGAAGCUGGCAUGGAUUAUGUUUAUAAAGUCAAAGUGGAGCGUAUGGAUCUGGCAGUACACGCGGACGUCUAUAUAAUGAAAGUGCUGAAUGUCCUAAAAGAAGGCACUGAUGCGGGUGUUGAAGGGGGUGAGAGAAUCUUUAUGAGUCAUCCUAACUGUAGAGAAACGUUGGGACUGCAAAAAGACAAGACAUAUCUCAUCAUGGGCAAAUUCAUAGAUAUACCGAUCAUAGGGAACAGCCGGCAGUACGUCUUGGGUGAGCACACCUGGAUCGAGUACUGGCCCACAAGAGAGGAGAGCCAAACUCCAGAAUACAGUCAAAAAUACAUUGGACUCUCUAAACUAGGCCAUGACCUUUUCAAUACAGGAUGUACUACAUAAGCAUAUGACAACUGUGUGUUAACUCAAGAAAAUCUGACUUUCUCUAAGAAAUACUCUUUCUGUGCUUUCAAUGGCUUAAAGUUCAUUUGUUUUUAAGGAGAAUAUUUUAGUCAAACAGUGACUUUGAGAAUUACAAAUCAGAGGUUAAUUUUGUUUGUUUGUUUAGAAUCUCAGAGUAAUCAUUAAAAGCAAUUCUCAAAUUUAUUUCUCUAGCACUUUUUACAGUUU